GCAUUUGAGCAUCAUUCGAGUGCUGUCACGCGACGUGUGUACAAGUAAAAAGGCAAUCGAACGGUACUGUCUCCUCGCUUGUUUCACCGUGUGGUUAACCCGUUUCGGACAGUGCUUUGCCUUGAUGGUAAAAAUAAAGCAGAAUAUUUUGUCAGAUUCUUCCGAUUUGUAGUGUGAAUUCGGUGUUAAAGCUUACUGGAAAUGGUAAGCAAGUUGUUUGUGCUCAUUUUUGAAUUGUUGUGGAAAUUGGACAUACUUUCUCUAGUGCCCAAAAUACAGAUCUUUGAACGCCUAGUUUUUGUGUGGUAUGCUAGGAACAGUUUCUUGCUGAUGAAGUAAUUCCAUUGAAUUUCUACGAUUGUGUGCGUAAUUGAGGCCGUGGCAUUUUAUGUGUGUAAAUACUUUCCGCUUCGUUGUGUGCGUGUUUUGUGAGCUGGACCGUGUGAAGCAUUGGUAGUGAAAAGAAACAAAACAAAAUAAGAAAAAAACAUCAAGAAGAAGACUUAGUCAGAUAUUCAAGAAAGGGCAAGAUGUACCUAACAAAAUGAACAGUAUAUUUUGCUAGAUGCUGAUUCGAUCGUAUUGGUGCGACGGAAAAAAGACGGAUCUGCACGAGAAGCUGCAGUAGAUCUUCAAUAACAUACGGGAGUUGACUAUCACACAACGACUGCAGCUGAACAGAACGGAACGAGCGAUUUCAUAAGUAAGCUUUGCCUCCAGGAAAAAAAUUGCCACCCUGGCCGUUGGACGAAACGACAAUCCGACAUAAACACGACCGACGAGUCCAUCGAACGGAAUCAGUAAAUGAGGAUCUGAAGGACAAGAACGAGUUCCCCGUAGUUCAGUCGAAGAAAUCGAAUGCGAAUACGAAGUAAAAACAAAAAUAGACAAUAAAGACGACGACCGACGAAGAAAAGCAACGAAGGAGAAGGAGAGCAGGUAUUUUUUUCUUCUUGAAAAAAAAUCACUCGUCGAGGAAGGUUGGCGCGAAGCUGAAAUACCGGGAAGAUUGCGAGAGUAAACUUCCGAAGUGAAGUGUGAUACAACCUCUCAUGGGGACUAGGCAUAGUCGCCGACAACUGCAGCAACAGCAAGAGAACCAAGUGCAGACGGAACCGUGUCAAACGCAACGCCAGCAUCAAUCGUCGACGGUUGCAUCGUCGUUGGCAGUUGGCAGUUGGCCGGACGGCGGUGAGUGUGUCGAAAACGAUUCAGAUGAGCAGGAGUCUGCUAGCAGUAGAAGAAGCAGUAGUAGUUUGGUCAUAAAGAUCUGUAUGCUGAUGAUGGAACCCAGCAAAGAGGCUACAUCGGCGGAUAGUGGUGAAGAGUCACAAACGGCUACAACGGUGGCAGCUCAGUUAGAUGCUGAUUCAGAGCGAUCGGAACCGAUGGAACCACCAAAAUGUGGUUGCUUUCUAAACAGCAGUUCUACAUCAAAUGUUACUUUGACUACCAACAGUACCAGUAGCGGAAGUUCCUUAUUGUCUUCAGAAAACGUGUACGGUGGGGGUAAUAACAGUCAGACCCAAACCACCGCAUCAAGAUGUGGCUGCCAUUGCAAUAACGAUAGUGUCAACAACAAUGAACCGAUUAUUAACAACAUUCAUUCAGUGAUAACAAGCACGACCGCAGAAACGAGAGCAACCGCUUCAUCUGCUGCAGCGAGUGAUUGUGCAAACAACAAUGAUGUUGCUUUGAUAAGUGAUAUUCUGAACAAUCAUCAUAAUCUGCUGCAUCAUCAUCAUCUUCAUCAUCAUCACCACCACCAUCAUCACCAUAUGCCAUCGUGGACGUGUCCAACGUCUUCCCUGUUGGCGACGGUCACGACAGCACCUUCGGUUGCUACUACGUCUUAUCCUGUCAGUAUGGUCACUGACAUCGCGAGUAACAAUGCCAACGUAUUGACUCGUACUAUGCAGCAGCAUCAACAGCAUUUGCGACAACAGCAAUUACUACUCAAACCUAUAUCAACCGCAGUUCCUUCCACCAGUCCAGGCCCAGUAAGUCCCAGUUUGAUGCUAACGGCCAGUACCGUUUGUGAAAUGAGUGAUAAAUUGAGUGAUUUGAAUCUGACCAACAACAAUAACAACAACAGCACCAGCAAUAAUGGUCCCGGUUGUGGUAGUAAUGAGGAGCAUCCUUUCAGCGUCGGAGAAUGUCCUCGAUGUGCGGUUGCAUCAGCGAAGCAAAGCUCUAUCGGAGAGACGGAGGAAAAGAUUCUGAACACCACGCCGGGUAGUGAGAAAGAACCAACAAAAACAGAUGCGCCUGAGAUGAAGGCAAAAGAGACACCACCAUCGUCGUCGUCAACAGCGGGCAUGACUGCGUCGACGUUGCUCAGUUCACUCACGUCGUCCGGCAAGAAAAAUCGCGCCUGUAAAUGCUGUCGCAGUUCCAAUUGUGCCAACCAGGGAAACAGCAGCAGUAACAGCAGUAAUAAGUGUAGUAACAACAAGUCAAACUCCAGUUUUAGCGGCACAAAAUCGACUAACGCUAAAUCGAAGAAGGGCAACUGGGGACUUAAGUUCAACUGUGCCAAACUGCGUGGAACAAAGUCCAAUCAGGCAACAAUUACCGCGGUAAACGAGUCAGGUUCCUCUGGUACCAAUUCUACGGCGAUGUCCGAUGCUGCCGGUACUCACUCCCGCAGUAGUGGCUCAUUAGUUUCUGCUCCUACGUCUAUCGUCGCAGGGUCCUCCUCAAGCAGACUACUCAGUGGUGAAUCGGAACGAGCGGAUUCAUGCGUUUGUACUGCGUACCGUCGAGUAGAGGAUUUGCCUGCCUUCGUUCCUACCAACAUCGACUUCCCGAUGUCUUCGAACUCACUAAUGCUUCCUCACACCCACCCCAUGCAUCACCAUCAUUAUCAUGUAGAAGCAGAAAUCGCUGCAACAGCGUCAAACGGUGCUGGAGGCGGUGGUUCGGGCCUUCCCGCUAAUCAACCAAACCAUGCAUUCCUUUUUCCUCCGUCAACCGCGACUACCGCUCCGGCCGGUCAUCACGAUUGGAUACACGCACACCAUCACCAUAGGGCCACUGCGAUCAUUCACCGGAUAGACCGAAAUACGGCUCAGGCCUUACUUGGGACCGGCGCUCACCUGGCAGCUAAUUCGGUUCUCGUUGUUUCUUCGCCUGGAGUUUCUUAUAUCGCACGGUUUAACGGAGCCGAUGAUAUUUCCCUGGAAGAUUGUGAUGAACGAGCCCGACUUCAGCGGGAGUUAGAAAUACGAGAGGGUGUGGAUGUGCCCGGUCAUCUACCAGCAUCUUCACUGUUGGCUGGUGGUGUAGCCUGUGAUGGUUCUGCCGGGGCCAAUCAUCAGAUUGCUAUUGUUUGUGCUCCGGAUUCAGCAUCGGCACUAAAUCUACUGCAACGGCGGCUGAUGCUGUCGAACAAUUUACAGGCCGAGGAAAUGCUACGAGUACACUCGCAGGUCGAUUUUAUCCACUGCUUGGUACCAGAUCUUCAGAAGAUUACCGGCUGUUGCUUCUAUUGGGGAAAAAUGGACCGGUACGAGGCAGAGAAACUACUCGAGGGUAAACCGGAGGGAACGUUCUUGCUGCGUGAUUCGGCCCAAGAGGACUUCCUGUUUUCGGUUUCAUUCCGGAAGUACUGUCGAUCACUGCACGCUCGUAUCGAGCAGUUCAACCAUAAGUUCAGUUUCGAUUCACGUGACCCAGGCGUGUACACGUCCUCGACCGUGACCGGUCUGCUGGAACACUAUAAGGAUCCGUCCUGUGUGAUGUUCUUCGAACCGAUGCUAACACACCCGUUGAAGAGGAACUUUUGCUUCUCGCUUCAGCAGCUGUGUCGGGCGACGAUCGUCAGCAACACGACGUACGAUGGCAUCAAUGAGCUGCCGUUGCCAAAGUCUCUGAAAUCCUACCUGAAGGAGUAUCACUACCGGCAGCGAGUUCGCUUCAAGGUACUGGACGAACAUCUGUACUCGGAUGUGCCUCAUUCGUACACCGGUACGGGCUGGUAGUGGCAGCAACUUGGGCAGCAUCAACAGACGGAGUGUGGAAUUCGACGGAACGCGACCAACUAUUGGACUGCCCUGCUAGAGCUGGGUGGUUCCAAUGGUUGGCCAGAUCUGAUUGCGGCCGCUAUUGCCCGAGAGGAGCGCGAGGACGAGGAAACUUUGCGCCGCAUCCGAGCGGAAAGAAGUUUGAAGAAGCUGUUUUGCUGCUUUCGUCGCUGAGUUAGUAUAACUCGUUUUGUAUAGUUGUACAUUGCUUCAUCUGAUACACACUCUGAACCGGUAAUUCUCUAUUAUUUAUCACAACUGAUUACUGUAUAAUAAGUUAUUGUUUCACUUAACAAGGACUGCAACUGAUCAAUUCAAUUCCGGACAAUUUGAACAGACAAAUUGUGCAGAUUUGGUUAGCAAAAGUUUUAUUUGUGCUCGGUCAUCGAAUGAAUUUUCUGUGAUACGUUUUGGUUCCUUUUCGUCACUCUCGCAAAUCACUGAGAAAAGUUUUUUCUACUAUCCAGGCGAUUGGUUGCAGAUCUAUUCCUAGAUAUUGUAUUAUGUUGUAAAAUACUGCUGAAAAAACACAGUCUUUACGUUAACACGAGGUUUAUUUCCUUUUCUUGGCUUUGCAAAAAAUAUUAUAAGGUCUAGUAGUUAUAAUUACGAUGCAGUUCUAAGUAGCUUUGUAAGAGUGAACAGUUUCCUUCCUAACAAAUCUAUCGUGACUGAUUUAGAAGAAGUAGAACAAAACCUACGUAGAAGGUAUGAAAAGUAGACAAAUGCUAUUUGAGUGGAGAUUGAUAAGGAUAGCGGCAGAAUAGAACUAGCAGAAUGUAGUAAAAUAGCGAAUCUCACAGAGCAGACACGGUCUCGAUUUGUUGUAUUUUUGUUGAUUACUUUUAGUUUUGGGAAAUGAAUCAAGCAUAUACAAAUAGAGUCUAACUAUUCUACGCUAUAGUGUAUACGGUUGAAAAAAUCACAUAAGACCUCACUUAUAAACACACAAUCUCUCCAGUUGCCACACACACGCUCAACAAAUCGUAUAAAAUCCAAGCAUUGCAGAAAACUAAUAGAAACACACACAUAUUGAACAACAAACAUCGUACAACUAUUUGAUGAAUAUUACCUAAAGAUUAGAUCAACUCAUAUCCAGAACAUUAAUGAUAGUAAAAGUAAUGUCCAGUGAAAAUAAUAAAAAACCCAUCACUAUUGAAUAAUUGUAAUCCCAGCUAUUCUAACAGGUUCAAAGACAGAUAAAGCUAAACCCGGGUAAACGUUAAACAAAUAACAGUGGCUAACUAAUAAUCAAAUCAAAAUGAUAAACAUAGAAGCAAGUGAACGUUAAAUGUGUGAAAACCCAACUAAUGGAAAGGAAUAUACGUUCUGGUAGCUUAAAAUGCUAAGUAAAUAUAUACGAAAGCAAAACACAAUUGUAUGAAGAUUAGUGAUGGUAGAGCCAUUCAAAAAAGUGUAUGAUUAAAAUAAAUAAAACAAAAUAGUAUAAUCUAAA
This is a messenger RNA of Malaya genurostris, 5481 nucleotides long. RefSeq lists its product as uncharacterized. The record is from RefSeq and is a predicted model, not a curated record. Gene Ontology annotation, molecular function: 1-phosphatidylinositol-3-kinase regulator activity. Gene Ontology annotation, cellular component: phosphatidylinositol 3-kinase complex. The transcript is spliced from 7 exons. Gene Ontology annotation, biological process: phosphatidylinositol phosphate biosynthetic process; intracellular signal transduction. Lineage: Eukaryota; Metazoa; Arthropoda; Insecta; Diptera; Culicidae. Bases 1053 to 3983 code for a protein of 976 amino acids.